CGGAAACUUAGUGGAGGAGCCGCGUAUUGCCGCUGUCGCAGGCCGAGUUGGCGCCGAGCUGCCCUCCCCUCCUCCCUCCCCUUCCCGGGGGCGAGCGAGCCCCUUCCCGGCGCCGGCAGGCUGAAAAGGAGCAGAGAAAGGAGAUUGUUGUCUAUACAACUCAAGGUCGUUCACGGGUGGCUAAGGAAGAAUGUGGUUGCUGCACUGAUUUGUGGAUAGUGGAAGGACUUUGGUCUGUUGUUCCAGCUCUGGGGUCCCCUGUGCGACAGCUGCUCCGUGACACGUUUCCCGGCUGCUGGGCCGAGCGUGCCCACUCCCGGCUCUCAUGGCUGAUCCUCUGGCAGAAGAACGCGCGUCCCAAGCCAGUGAGCUCUGCUGCGAGUGCGGGCAGUUCCACCUCUUGCUGGACAAUCACCUCUACAACUUCCAGGAUGAAGUGGACGAUGAGCUCAUCUGCCACAUCUGCCUUCAGCCUCUGCUCCAGCCUAUGGACACCCCCUGCGGACACACGUACUGUUUCAAGUGCCUUGAAAACUUCAUGCAGGAGUACAACUUCUGUCCCAUGGAUCGGAAGAAGCUCUCUUUCCAGCAGUGCCACAAGUCCAGCCUUCUAGUACGAAACCUCUUGGAUAAGCUGAUUGUCUUGUGUCCCUUCAAGGCAGAGUGCCAGCAGAUAAUGCAGCGGUGUGAGCUAGAAGCUCAUCUGCAGAACAGGUGUCCUGGUUUCAAGAAAUACAAAUCUGAACUACAGCGGAAAAAGAGUCCUGUUUCCAAAGGGAAGGAAGAUCCUCCUGCCAAGGUGGAGCCAAACACGCCCAAGGACCCGGAGGUGCCGAGCGGAGGGUCGUCCCUUGUGGCAGAAAGCUCCGCAGCGGCCGUGGUGUCGCUGGGGACUGCAGAGCCUGGGCUGGUUAAUCCAGCUUUUGAGGAGACUGAAGAAGACCUUCCUCAGAGAACUAGCCUUGUGGCUGAAACAAACACAAUUGAAAUUCACCGAGAAGACCCGGAGGAAGAGCUGGGGAUGAGGAUAGUUGGGGGUAAAGACACCCCGCUAGGAAACAUCGUUGUUCAAGAAGUCUUGCGGGAUUCUGUCAUUGCUGCGGAUGGAAGAAUAGCACCUGGGGACCAUAUUCUUGAGGUGAAUGGCGUCAACAUCAGCAGCGUGACUCACUGCCAAGCUGUCUCCUUCCUGCGCCACCCAGGUCCUGUUCUCCACCUCAUGGUCCUGCAGGAGAAGGGAUUUUCCAACAAGACUGCACAGCAGGAUUCCACUUCUGCUACGAAUCGGGAAGUGAUCCACGUUACCUUAAUAAAGAGAGACCGAUCCGAACCCUUGGGAAUCAAACUGAUCAGGAAGACAGAUGAGGCAGGGAUUUUUAUUCUAGAUAUGUUAGAGGGAGGUUUGGCAGCCAAAAAUGGAAAGCUGAGUCGGAAUGACAGAGUCCUGUCAAUAAACGGCCAGGAUUUGAGGCAAGGAACACCUGAGACUGCUGCACAGAUAAUCCAGACCACUGAAUCCAGAGUGAACUUUGUUGUCCUGAGGCAGCCAGGCGUACAGCUCUCGGACCCGGCAGAAGACGGCAGCACAUCAAAUAACAGCAGCAGCAGCAGCAGUAGCAACGGAGGGAGCCCCGUGCACCAUCGGAGACGACUAGACCAGAAUCACUACAGACGAAAAUCUAACUACCAGAAGGAUUUACCUCAGGGAUAUGCAAGUCAUGAAAAGACAGUUGCAAUAAAAAAGGAACCAAAGGAAUCUUUAGGAAUAACAAUUGGAGGCGGAAGGGAUAACAAAAACAAGCUCCCUAUAUAUGUAACGAGUGUGCAGCCCAUCGGAUGCCUCUUCAGGGACGGCAGAAUCAAGCGAGGAGAUGUACUUUUGAGCAUAAAUGGCAUUGAUUUGACUCACCUGAACUACUAUGAAGCUGUCUCAGCACUGAAAUCUAAUGCUGCUUCCCACUCAGUCGUACUGAAAGCCUUGGAAAUCAUUCCGGCGAACUCGGCAGAGCCGUCUCUGGACAUCAAGGAGCAAGGAUUCAGCUGGUCUCCCCUCUGGAUCACAUGGCUUGGAUUGCCCAGCCACCUCCACUGCUGUCAGGAUAUUGUCCUCAGCAAAGGGAACCUGGAGAGCUGGGGCUUCAGCAUUGUCGGCGGCUUUGAGGAGAGCAAAGGAAACCAGCCAUUCUUCAUCAAAACCAUCGUGCCGGGCACUCCUGCCUUCCGAGACAGGAAGCUUAAGUGUGGAGAUGAAAUAGUGGCAGUAAAUGGAGUGCCAGCAAUAGGAAUGAGCAACUCUGAACUAAUCCCAAUGCUGAAGGAACAACGGAACAAAGUGACGCUGACUGUGGUGUCCUGGCCGGGAAGCCUCGUGUGAAAGCUCAAACGAAACACCCAACACUUGCAGGUACCAGUUGGCCAUCCCGCAAAGCUAAAGACGUGACAGACCAAGGGACUGCUGAACUCCUGCGCCGCAGUGAAUUGCCAUGGAAGACUUUUGGUGUCCUGUUUGCUGAAAACCUGUCAUUACUGUGCUGAGGUUAUCAACAAAUCUGGUGGUUGAUUCAAAGCAACUGUUAAUCUGAACAGUUGUUGUGGCUUCCUGGGCUCAUUAAAGCUCUUUAGGGUGGUGAUGCAGGGAAAGCUCUUUUUCCUGUGUUUCUCUACAAAUCUCCUUUGAGGCGCUUUGCUCCAUUUUAGAGCUCUGCUUUCCCUUCAAGAUUAUGAUCAGGUUAAAACAGGCACGACUGCCCAAUUUCCCCUGCUAAUGUAAUACUGUUCUGCUACUGAUCUGACCGCCAUUCUUGGACAAUGAAUUAUUUUAUAUGUGCUUUUAAAAGCCAAUAAUAAAACCAUAAGGAUGGGGCCCUAAUGAAGCUGUUCCUAUAGACCCCAGUGUUGAUAUUCUUAGGUGUACUUACACCCAAUGAAUGUGUUUAUACAAUAAAGAACCAAUUGUAGCUCUCAUGGCUGACAGCAGAAGAGCACUGAGGUUAGGAGGAUGUGUUGACCCACAUGGGUCAACAGGUAGCUGUUGUGAAUCCCAAUUUAGGAUCCCACUGAAUGUACCAAUUUUUCGCGAAUGGGCAAUUUAGACUGUGUAAAAAACCACUGUUACAUAUAUCAGCAAAAGUGGUUUCACUGAUGUGACUUUAACAAAGUUCAUUCUUAUUGAUCAGAGGAUAUAACAAUGAUUCAAAGUUCCCAAGAUACAAGUUCAAGUUAUAAAACAAAGUUAUGCUGUAUGAUGUUGGUCGCUUCCCAAAGAUCUCAGCUUUGAGGAGGAACCUUGAGAGGUGUCCAUGCAGCAGCUGCCUGGCAGGAGAGCUCAGAGAAGGGUCUCUUAGGAUGUCAUAUUUAUGGAAUAAAGUGGUUGGCUUGUGGUCAAAUUGCACGUGAUGGACACAUGAGACUCUUAGUGUCCUCGGUCCCUGGUCCAAGUUGUGGAAAAGCCACCUGCUGUUCAUGUGCUAAUCACAUGAUGGGUGUUCCAAGCUCACACGCAUCAACACUCACGGUGUCACUGUGGGGUUUCAGAGACCAGCCUGGUUACAGCUGCGGCCCUGACCUCCUUUGGAGCCUCUACCAAACUGCCACUAGUUUUGUUAAGGAAUCAAGUGCCUCCGUCACAGUAGCCAGAGACAAGGAACUUGUUUCAUUUUCAUCCCCUUCCUCAGCUUGAUUUCCCUGCUUUUAUGACUUGAUAAAAUGACCAAGUUUUCCUACAGUAGGCAGACGAUGAUGCAAAGAGGCUUGUUACAAGACACCUCUGUCCCAGGAUGCUUGUUUUUACCAGUUUCCAGAGAUCAGAGGCAGAAUCAAGGCAGGGGGAGGCGGACGUACCUGACCCAGCAGGGUCAGGCAUGUGUGCUGAGCUCCUGCAGUUCUGUUCUGGUCCCUCAUGCAGCUGGAGCAAGUGACCACCUUGCUGGAUGAGGGCGAGCGCCCCAAGGGCCAUUGGCCACCUCAGCAGUGUGGGACCAACUGCAUGAACUAAGUGACCUGCAGGACAGUGCCCCACUUGGCUUCAGGUCAAAUCCACGCUAUUGUUACAAUUUAGAGUAAAAGAAUUAAAGCCAAGGCAGGUUGGUUUGACCUGUGACAACUUGCUGAGCGCCUACCCGGAAACUGCACGUGAACAGAUUCCCUCCUCUUUUAGCAGGUUGUUAUCAGCCAUAGAAACGUCAGACCAUUCCCAGAGCAGGUUUUAUUGAGAGAUCUUUCAUCUCAUGCUGUUUCUGCUCUCACUUUCCGGGGGAAGCUCAGCUUAUCAGAAUCAAAGGAGUUUCUCUCUCCUGUAAAAAUGCUACUUAGAAUGAAUGUUUAAUUCCUUCUUGUAGUAAACUGGCUGCAGGUAGGUGCCUGUCGUUGUCUUAAGCAGCGCUUUUCUUAGGGCUGGCUACUCCGUAAUUAGCAAUUACUGCAGAGCGGAAUCGUUCCUUGCUUGAUGACUCUGGUGUUUAUACGCAGUGACUCGACUCUCUUUGGCUGCUGGCAGCACCGAGCAGGGCCUGUUAACAGAGCCCAUUACACAGAAACAGCUUUGGAUCCAAAAACUUCCCUGGCACAUGGUGUGGCCUCUUUGUCUGGUCGACAAAUACCAUGUUGGACUGUGACAGCAGAACAGUGCCUGGCCAGCUGGGCUCUGGGGCCUUUUUUUAAUCUCCUUUUGUUGCUACUGAAUGCUGAAAGCAAAAUAACUCAAAAAGUCGGAAAGGUGCCUAUGGAAAACUAGUCACUCGACCUCUGUCUGACACAAAGGAACAGAAAAGCCUGAAGCAAUUUUUGUCUCUUUCCAAUCAAUGUGCAGAAUCUGUGCCUGGUAUGGAACAGUAAAUAUUUUUGUAGGUAGAGAGAGGGCGAUUCCUACUGGGUAGCACCAAAUGGAGAAAGUACAGUAGGAAAAAGCCAUGUAGAAGCCAAGAGGAUGCUGCAGAAGGCAGCGUGAUUUUUGCUAUUACUCCAUCUUGUUUCAAGGUGCCUUCAACUUCACCAAAAUGUCCUAGUAAUUUAAAUAGUGUUUCCAAGAUCAGCUUGUUAAUAGAUGUUGAAUUUGUUUUGAUGCCUUUAUAAAUUAUUGUAAUAUGACUGAAAAA
Messenger RNA from Columba livia (rock pigeon), 5093 nucleotides. Its product is annotated as ligand of Numb protein X 2-like. Gene Ontology annotation, molecular function: ubiquitin-protein transferase activity; protein binding; metal ion binding. Lineage: Eukaryota; Metazoa; Chordata; Aves; Columbiformes; Columbidae. Bases 326 to 2374 code for a protein of 682 amino acids. The record is from RefSeq and is a predicted model, not a curated record. The transcript is spliced from 11 exons.